Molecule: messenger RNA, 177 nt
Organism: Dovyalis caffra
Lineage: Eukaryota; Viridiplantae; Streptophyta; Magnoliopsida; Malpighiales; Salicaceae
Source: the annotation of a GenBank genome assembly
GUAUGCCUGCGUGUUGUUGACCAUUUUGCAUACGCUAAUCAAAGUCAAUCACCGUUCCGCGCGGACCACAUGCACCGUACGCUAGAUGACCGGGUUGCUCCCAUUUUCCAGUCUUUGGGCCUGGACCCACCUCAUGGAUUUCAUGACAUGGAUUCAAGAAACACACAGUACUCUUGA